UCCCCUCUGAGCGCACGCCUGGCCUACAUCCCGAUGAGGGCUGAAUCAGAGUCCCUUUGGAUCCUGAAGCCUUUUUGAAAGGGGGUAGGUGGAGUUUCUGCUCUCUCCCCGUCCCCAGACCUGAGUUUGAUCACAGCGGUUGGGUGUUGCCACUUUCCGGUCUCCUUGCUGGCGAGUCCACUGGUCCUGGUCCCCCUUUCCCCGAACUUACACUUUUUUUUAAGCAAGUUUCAAGCCAAUUCAAAGGGAAAGAUCUCCUUAUCGUCGAAACCCUGCAAUGGAUCAGCACAAGUAUCGCACGGCGGGCGUCCAGGAGAAGCUGGAGAUCAUCGGCGUAGAGGACGAGUCCGGGAACCCCAUCAGCGCCCUGACCAUCCUGUCUCUGCUGGAGCGCGUGGCCGGCAUCAUCGACAACGUGCAGACCUGCCAGCAGCGCAUGGAGGAGCGCCAGCUGGACCUGGAGACCAACAUCAAGACCAUCCAGGGCGACGUCAUGAAGCUGGCCAAGGACCACACGGACACCAGCGGCACGGUGGAGAAGCUCCUGCAGAAGACCCGCAAGGUCAGCGCCAACGUCAAGGAGGUCCGGACCCGCGUGGAGAAACAAAACGUCCGCGUGAAGAAGGUGGAGACCACGCAGGAUGAGCUGCUCACCCGCAACAAGUUCCGCGUCGUCAUCUACCAGGGUGAGACCGAGAUCCCAUCUGUGGCCGUCACUAAGUCCUCCAAAGGAUGCGGCCUGGACGGGGUGGAGAUUGAGCCGGACUCUUACGACGUCCCUGCAGACCUCUCCCCCAAAGAGGAGAAAAUGAGGGGGAAGGAGGACCCCCGCGAGCGCAAGCUAAAGAAGUCCGGGGGAAGAGCACGGAAAAGGCCUAAAGGGGCCCGCCUUCCCCAAGGGAAAACCUUUGAGAAAAACCCCAGGGGCAACCUGGGCGCCAAGUUCCACAACCUGGGCGAGAAGGUCUUGCCCAACGAGCGGGGGGGGACAAGACCCCCGGGCCCGGGGGGAGCGCCUGAAGCAGUCGGCGAGGGUAAAGGGAAAACAUCCCCAAAGGGAAGGGCCCCGGGGCCCCAGGAGACCUUCCGCAUAAAAGCGAAGAAGGAGAGAGCCGUCGCCGAGGGCCAGGAGGGCGCCGAGGCCGGAGCCGAGGCGCCGGCCGAGCUCCGCGGUGACGCCCCGGCCGAGGAGAAGCCGCUGGCCUACACCGAGGUCGCCAUGGAAUCCAAGAGAGAAGGGGCCCGGUGGGGGAACCCGGCCCCCAAACCGGUAAAAGGGACUAGAUCAGGGAAGUGGGCCCGGGAAAGUAGAUGGAAAGUGAAAAAAAAGAGGGGGGUGGGGGGGGGGGGGCGGGGGGGGAGAGUCGUAAUGCCGAGAGGGGGGGAGGGUCUGUGUUUUGGUGACUUUGGACGGACUUUUUUUAUUUUUUUCGCUAGGUUUUAGCCCAAACGGGGGAGAAUCGGUUUUUUACCCCAAAAAAAACUGACCCAAAAGGGUUUUUUUUACAAAUCUUUUCAGGGUUUGGGUUUCAAAGUCACUCUGUCAGAUCUGUUAAAUCUUUCCCCACAAAAAUCGCACGCAUGAAUUUUAAUUUUAAAUGCACUAAAGAAACGGGAAAGUUUUAAAAAUUUGGAUGACUGCGAGCCCAAAGAUUUGGGGCAUUUUUAAAGCGGGGUUUUUGUUUUGGGGAAAGGUCCCCCACGGGGGGACCCCAGAGGCUUGGAGGCAAAGGGUUUGAAAAGGUUUGAUGACUUUUGAUUGAAUUUUGGGGAAUUGAUUUUUUAUCGGGAGGUA
This is a messenger RNA of Etheostoma spectabile (orangethroat darter), 1795 nucleotides long. It is a transcript of the gene cavin4a, whose product is annotated as caveolae associated protein 4a. Gene Ontology annotation, biological process: regulation of gene expression. The record is from RefSeq and is a predicted model, not a curated record. Gene Ontology annotation, cellular component: cytoplasm; caveola. Lineage: Eukaryota; Metazoa; Chordata; Actinopteri; Perciformes; Percidae.